This is a messenger RNA of Rotaria sp. Silwood2, 210 nucleotides long. NCBI's taxonomy places the organism in Eukaryota, Metazoa, Rotifera, Eurotatoria, Philodinida, Philodinidae. The record is from the annotation of a GenBank genome assembly.
AUGGUUUAUCAAGAUGUUAUGGUUGGAAAACGAUGUGAAAAUGCAAGUGAUUUUGUACAAUUGAUUCGAGAUAAAAAUAUUCCUAUGAUCGUCGAUCAAUUAUUAAUAAGUGAAAUUGACGAUACUGGCGAAAAUCGAACAGCGUUAUAUGAUAAUGUCAAGACUGCACCUAAUAUUCAAAAAAUACACUAUACCUAUGCUACAUGUUGA